GCGUGUGAGCGUGUGUGUGUGUGUAUCAGCCCGUGGGUCUGGUAGUUGCUUGCUGCUGCUGCUGCUUGUGCCUGCGAUUCGCCACGCCGGGUUUUUGCAUUUCACUUCGUUUUCAUUUGCCGUUGUCUCGUUGUUAUUGUUUUAUACCGUGAUUAUAAUAUCAAAAUAAAAUAGGUAUAUCAUAAAUAACCGUCGGUUGAUGUUUAAUCUGUUUUGUUUUAUUUAAAUUUUUUUUUUUUCACAUUUUUUGCUCGUGUUUUGUUUAUCCUUCCGUUGUUCACGCCUUCGUUUCGAGUUCAAAACUCUAAGGACUCGCGCAACGCUUAAGUACGUGUUUGUAAAUCGGUGUAUUUCACUCGACAAAACAAUGAUACAAAAAUAAUUGCAUUUCAUGAGUACGAAAACAGUAAGCUUAACGUCGUAAAUAAACACCGCCAAGGUUGAAACUUAUCUUCGAAGAAGAAUAACACCAAGGUAUACAAUUUACACCGGUUUGGUACAACUACUGAUGAUCGACGUUCACGUGACAAUCGCGACGACCGACCGACCCCUACCAAAGUUUGUGAUAAGCUUCGCCGAUAUUCCGUCGUUCAAAUCAGUCCAACAGGUUUCCGAUUUUCAAUCUAUUUUGUUUUGAGCAAAACAAAUACAAGAAUAAACAUUUUUUUUCUUACUGGACAACCAAGUCUCAGAUAUUUCAAUUGAACAGAACCAUAUUCAUGUUUACUGAAAGUACCUAUCAUUAUCAACACUUAAAUCAUAAACAGCAAAGAGAUAAGGAUAAAAAAUGAAUAAAUACCUGUUUGGGGUUGAGGUGUUGGUGUCGACGGUUGGUGUGAGGAGUAAUAGCAGCCGGCACGUGGUAUCGCCGCUGCACGCCGCGGGCCGGUCUGGUGGAGCGCCGUGCGACGGCACCGCCCGCCGUGGAUUCGUUGUAUGAAAGUGUCGAGCAGCAGCGGCAGAGUUUGUGGAGGAGGAGGCGGAGGCGGUGUUUGCGGCAACGGUGGCGAAGACGGCAACGACACUGGAAGCCGCGGUGACAGCGGCGGCGGUGGCGGCGGUGCGCCCAACAACAACAACAGCAGCACCAGCAGCACCAGCACCUGCACCAGCAGCCCUCCGUGCAGUGAGGGUUGUGGCGGCGGCGGCGGCGGCGGUAGUGGUGGUAGCGGCCUGGUAGCUGGCGUGCUGGUCAGCGAUCAGGGCGAAGUGAUCAGCGACCGGUAUGUGGGCGUGGCGAGGCAGUUCGCGUCGCGUCAAGCGUCCGAGCGUGGCUCGAACAAGGCCGACCAAAGCGACGGUAGUGACGACGAGACCACGCUCAGGCAAAUGCUUGUGAGCUCAUACAUGGUGGAUGGUUUGCGCAGCUUGCAACACCAGGUGACGGACAUGAGCGCCAAUCUAACGACGCGGCUGGACGAGCUGCAGUCGCGUGGCGUGUCACCGAGUCCGGCCGCCUACUACGGCACCGAACACCGCGGCCACAUGGAGACCAGUGUCGCGCUGUCCGAGAUCCGGACUCAGCUGCACGAACUCACCAGGUCGCUGGAGUCAUGCCAAUCGGAGGUGACCGAGGUAAAGCGCGACAUGGUGGCCAUCAAGAACGAAUUGGACACGGUGCAACAGGUCAAGGAGGAGAUCGAGGAGCUCAGGGAGUACGUGGACCGUCUGGAGCUGCAGUCGCACCGCAGGAAGCUCAGGCUGCUCGAACAGGGACUUACGUUCUUUUUAUCCUAUACAAUCUUGGCGUCAAUGCUGGGCAUGCUUCAGUUCGGUUACAAUACUGGAGUAAUAAAUGCACCCGAAGGGAACAUAGAGAAGUUCAUCAAAGAUGUAUUUGAAGAUCGGUAUAAAGAAAAUAUGGACCACGCUCAAGCUGAGUUACUUUACUCAUUUGCAGUAUCCAUUUUCGCCAUUGGUGGUAUGUUAGGUGGCUUCAGUGGCGGCAUCAUUGCCAACCGUUUCGGCAGAAAAGGAGGCUUACUGCUUAAUAGUUUUGUCGGAAUUGGUGGCGCUUGCUUGAUGGGUCUCACCAAGUACUUCAAUUCGUAUGAAGUGCUAUUUAUUGGCCGAUUCAUUAUAGGAGUCAAUUGUGGUUUGAAUACAUCACUAGUUCCAAUGUAUAUAUCAGAAAUAGCGCCGCUCAACCUACGAGGUGGCCUCGGCACUGUCAAUCAGUUAGCCGUAACCACUGGACUGCUCAUAUCCCAGAUAUUGGGUAUAGAACAAAUUUUGGGUACAGACGAAGGCUGGCCUUUAUUAUUAGGAUUAGCUAUAUGCCCUGCCAUAUUACAAUUAAUUUUACUACCUGUAUGUCCUGAAUCGCCAAGGUAUCUGUUGAUAACUAAACAAUGGGAAGAAGAAGCAAGAAAAGCUCUGAGGAGGUUACGUGCAACCAAUCAGAUCGAAGAGGACAUAGAAGAAAUGCGUGCUGAAGAACGUGCUCAACAGUCUGAAGCUACGAUAUCCAUGAUGGAAUUAGUAUGCUCACCCACUCUAAGACAACCACUUAUCAUUAGUGUAGUCAUGCAGUUGUCGCAACAGUUGUCCGGCAUAAAUGCCGUAUUUUACUAUUCAACUAGUCUGUUCAUAACUGCUGGUUUGGCCGAGAAUGUAGCUAAAUUUGUAACAAUAGGGAUUGGUGUAAUUAUGGUGAAUAUGACACUGGUGACCAUGCCAUUGAUGGAUAAAACUGGUCGAAGAACAUUACAUCUGUACGGUCUGGGUGGAAUGUUUAUAUUCUCGAUAUUCAUUACGAUAUCAUUGUUAAUCACGGAGUUUUUCGGUUUUGUGCAGGAAAUGAUCGAUUGGAUGUCGUACUUGGCCGUCGUAUCCAUACUUGGGUUUGUUGUAUUCUUUGCCGUUGGUCCAGGCUCCAUACCUUGGAUGAUUACUGCGGAACUCUUCAGCCAGGGUCCUCGGCCUGCGGCUAUGUCAAUCGCCGUGCUCAUAAAUUGGGUAGCCAAUUUCGCCGUCGGCAUAGGCUUCCAACCUCUAAAGACUGCAUUGGAUAAUUAUACAUUCCUACCAUUCAGCGUAUUGCUGGCAAUAUUCUGGAUAUUUACUUAUAAAAAAGUGCCAGAGACCAAAAAUAAAACGUUCGAAGAGAUACUAGCUCUAUUUCGGCAAAACGGCAGAGGAAGCGUCUUGGAAUCAAGUCGCUUAUACGGGAGUAUGUUAAACUAUUCAAACGCGUUAGACGAGCAUUUACCGCCCUCCGAAAGGGCAUCAUUAAUGGUGGCUGAGGAGAAACCUUUGCCAGACUCAUCACCAGUACAACACUCUCCGACGGACCAGGAGGUGUGUGCUGUAUGCGUCAACACUGGCAGUUCCCUCAUGAUGACGUCUCCGAACGUAACUCGCCGGUCGAGUCACACGCUCAGUAACCACGUUUGCCAAAUGGACUAAACCGUCGCAUAUAUAUUAUAUGCAUAUUAUUAUUAUUAUUAAAAUAUUAUUAUUAUUAUUAUUAUUAUUAUUAUUAUUAUUAUUAUUAUUAUUAUUUAUAAUAAUAAUAAUAAUUUAGAACAAAACGUUGUAUCAACAAAAAAUAUUUAACAAAUAUUUAUAAACAUACAUUAUAAUAAAAAAAAAAAUAGAGCAUAUAUUAUAUGUAAGGCUUAUUCGUAAGACAAUUUCAAUCUUUUUCAUUAUUAUAUUUUAUUAUUGACAUAUAACAGCCAUAAUACCUAUACCUAAUAUUUACCUUUUAUACGUUAGGAUACCUACUUUCUACAAUCAAGCGAUACCAAGAGAUGAAACCUUAGAAAUUAGAUCAUAUGCUAAGUCCUGUGUAUCUAUUCGUAUAUAAUAUGAUCUACGGAUAAAACCAACUAUCUACCAAUGAUGAUGGUCUUGGUAAUCGUAGUCAAUGUUACAGUCAGUAGACCUAUAAUAGUACCCUUGCAUAUUAUUAUUAAUCCUUUAUACCGAUAAACGUCCUUCGGAGAUAUUUUACAAUUAUCUAUUGAAUAUUGUUCAUAGAUGUAACCUGUACCUACCAGUUGAUUAAUUUAGUGAAAAACACGUAUUUAUAAUUUUUUUUAUAGUUUCAAGACGGACAAAACGACAUUUUUGAAAAAAUGAAUUUAUUUUGUGCUUUUUUUUUAAUCGUUCCUAUAUUCAGUUUUUACUUUUUUGAAUGACAAUAUAUCUAAAUUUUUUAUUCCAUAUUCCAAAGUACCAUAUUAUUCGGAGUAUUUCUAUGAAUAAAAUCAAAUUUCGUAGAGUAGUUAAUUAUUUUUAGGUAUUAGGUAAGCGUUUAUAAUUCAAAUAAGAUGAAUAGUAAACCUACAUUUUGCAGUAUUCUAUGGCCCUAUACUAUUUCACUCGGCUCAAUUAUAUCAACCUACUUAAAAUUCUUAUAAUACACCAAUUACUUAGAUAGUUAGAUCUAUUCGUUUAAAAUUAUAAAUUCUCCGAAAAUAUUAUAUUUUGUAAUAAGGAAUUUAAAUAUUGCCAUUAUAAAAAAUAAAAACUCAGAUACUAUCUUUUUUUCAAUUAUGUUGUUCCUAUGUUAUAACCUUCUUAAAUUUAUGUAAAAAAUUAUUUUUUAAAACUUAAAUAAUUUUUGAAAUAAUAAGUGUUGCUUGAUAAGUAAUCAUCCGAUAUAAAUAAAUUAUAUACAUUUAUUUUAAUAUAUUCCCUGCUUACAUAAUUUAUGAUAAUUAUUGAUAAUCAAUUAUUUUCAACUACAAUAAAUAAUACAGGAAAUUAGAUUGUAUAGGAAUUAAAGAAAAUAUGCACACAAUUUGAAUCAUCUUUAUGGGUUUAUCGAGUAAAUUUAACUUAAUAAUAAUUUUUUUUAACCAGACUAUAUCAUGAGUCAUUAGUUAUUACCUAUUUACAGUAUGUACGAAUAUGCACCUACACUUCAAAUAGGUACACCUAAAGUUAUAAAUAUCAAAAAAUGCAGUUCACAAUCAUAUUAAAUGAAUUAGCGUACCAAAUAAUAAACGUCUAUUUUAAUGUCACACAAUUUAAAAAAAGUUUACGUCCCGGCUUGAUUUGACGCUCAACUAUCAGAUACUAAUAAAAACAAUAAUAUAUAAUAUUAAGGAUACUGGCGUUAAAAAACUUUAAAAUAUUAUUAAAUUAAACACUCUAAAAUAAUUAGAAUAUGAAUUUAAAAUCAUGAUAAACAAAUGACUACAUUCGUGGGGUAUAAUCUUUUCGUUGUUUUAAAAUUUAAAUAAAUAUUAUUGUUUCUAUAUACCCAUGUGGUCAUGCCUUUAUGGCCAAUUUUUUUGUACUUUUUUAAUAUACGCUUCUCUAAUAACCAUAUAAUUUCAUGAUGAUCUGACGUUACUAAAUUGAAGUAGACGUUUUAUUGUUUAACACAUAACUCGAACGGUAUUGCAUAAUAUAAUAUAAAUAAUUGUAUGUAUGCGUGCGUGGACCAGCCAAUUACCAAGCUAACGAUUAAUAUUAUAUCAAUACUAAUUAACCAUACAUUAAUUUAAUCUUGUUGUUAUGAUUUUCUAUGCGCACACAAGUCGUACACAUCACCAAGUUAUAAAUUAUACAAAUUAUUAUUAUAGGCCUAUUGUUGGUGCUCCAUGACUAUAUUAUAUGAUCACAUCAUAAUAUUAUAAUAAUUGUUAAUAUUAUAUUUUUUUUACGAAAAAUCUCUUUUAAAUUUUGCAUUCAAAAGUAGAUACCUAAUUAAGGUAUGAACAUAAUACGGUAGGUUUAUCUACACAUACUUGAUUAUUAUUUUCAUAUUAAGAUAGGUUCUUCUUAUUAUAGUUAAAAUCUAAUAGUGAUACUUAAAACAUAGAAUUUAAAUUCAUAACAAUUUAAAAAAAAAAAAUCA
Molecule: messenger RNA, 5815 nt
Organism: Aphis gossypii (cotton aphid)
Lineage: Eukaryota; Metazoa; Arthropoda; Insecta; Hemiptera; Aphididae
Gene: Glut1
Product: glucose transporter type 1
Exons: 17
Coding region: 937-3408 (823 amino acids)
Biological process (GO): monosaccharide transmembrane transport
Cellular component (GO): membrane
Molecular function (GO): hexose transmembrane transporter activity
Source: RefSeq, a predicted model, not a curated record